UCCUCUGACACUGCCUGGUCUAGAGCUCUUGGAUGUACUACACUUGUGGUUGGAUGCCAAGCAGUUGCCAUACCAAGCGGGGAUGCAGACAGUUAAAAUGCUCUCAAUGGUGCUGUAGGACAUUCUGAGAGGGGAAGCGGCUUUGUCAUGCUUUUUGGUGAACCCCUAACUAUACAGUUAGCAUUUCGCCCAUUAUUUUACCUGGUUUUCUGGGUUAUUCAAUGAUAUCGUUAUUGUACCACAUGGUGGCGCCAGAAUGAAUCAAGGCUACAUUAUGCUUCUAUGCCAAGAAAGGCCAAUGCCAUGCAAGGCUAGUGUUUUAACUAUGCUCCGAUAAAUGGGGGCGAAUAUCUAAUUUUCCUUUUUGUGAAUAUUCAGGGAGGGAUAAAUUAAAAACGACUUGUCAUAUGGUCCACGACCUACAGCUUUCACCCACUGGCCACACGGUGUCUGCCCAGCUGGAUUGGCUCUUCACAGGAUGCUCGCCACCUAUCACGAUGCUUCGUUCACUUUCUUCACGUCGCGAGAUAUUUUACCAGCAACAUCAACACUAUUUCAUCCAGAGUCAGGUGGCUAUAGCAUACGGAACGCCCUUAGUUCAUAAUUGCACCCAGAAAAGUGCUCUGCUCUCCUGAGGAGCAGCGACAUACAAGCUCUGGGGCCAGUCGUUGUCAUGUUUCCAUGCGUUUCCUCCCGGCCCUCUGCUGAGCCCCCGUCGCCCUGCGGUCAUGUCUCCCUGCCCACACACACUCACACACAGCCCCUGCCUGACCUACUGUGCAGCUGCCCUGCCCCGCAGAUGAACCCUCACCCCGUUCCAGACUACAUGGAGUCCCUUAUCGUGGUGACCGAGUACGAGCCCAAGGGAGGUGAUGAGGUGGAGGACAUGGAGUGCUCUGAGACGCCCUUCAGAACCCACUCCUGCGACCUGCUGUCCCACUCUGUGGGCCACACCGAGGCCCUGUCCCCUGAGCCCCAGGGUCACAGGGGAAGACUAAACCUGUCAGACCGGAAGCUGUCCCUGCAGGAGCGCUCCCAGACGGCCUCGUCCCCCAACGGGCGCUACAUCUACCCCUCGCUGCCCUACUCGCCCAUCACCUCGCCCCAAUCCUCCCCGCGGCUCCCCCGUAGACCCACCGUGGAGUCUCACCGCGUCUCCGUCACUGACCUGCAGGACUGCGUGCAGCUCAACCAGUACAAGUUGAAAGAUGAAAUCGGAAAGGGCUCUUAUGGUGUUGUCAAGCUGGCCUACAAUGAAGACAACAACACUUAUUACGCGAUGAAAGUACUGUCCAAGAAGAGGCUGAUGAGGCAGGCAGGUUUCCCACGGAGACCACCCCCCCGCGGAGCCAAAGCAGCCCCCGAAGGCCCCCCUCAGCCAAAAGGACCGCUAGAACGGGUCUACCAGGAGAUUGCCAUCCUAAAAAAGCUGGACCAUCCCAAUGUAGUGAAGCUCGUGGAGGUUCUUGACGACCCUGGUGAGGACCAUCUGUACAUGGUGUUCGAGCUGGUCAAAAAGGGGGCUGUGAUGGAGGAGUUGCCCACGGACAAGCCGCUAAAUGAGGACCAAGCUCGCUUCUACUUCCAAGACCUAGUCAGGGGGAUUGAGUUCUUGCAUUACCAGAGGAUCAUCCACCGAGACAUCAAGCCCUCUAACCUCCUGGUUGGGGAGGACGGUCACAUUAAGAUCGCUGACUUCGGGGUCAGUAACCAGUUUGAAGGGGCCGACGCCCUCCUGACCAGCACGGUGGGCACGCCCGCCUUCCUCGCCCCCGAGACCCUCUCCGAGACCAGGAAGAACUUCUCUGGCAAGGCAUUGGACGUUUGGGCCAUGGGAGUGACGCUGUACUGUUUCGUGUUCGGAGUGUGUCCCUUUAUGGAUGAGCGCAUCAUCAGUCUUCAUCACAAGAUCAAGACUCAGCCAGUGGAGCUGCCAGAGCAUUCAGACUUAUCUGACGAUCUGAAAGAUCUGCUACUGAAGAUGCUUGACAAGAAUCCAGAGACCAGGAUAUCAGUACCGCAGAUUAAGGUGCACCCGUGGGUGACGCGGCGAGGAGCGGAGCCGCUCCCUCUGGAGGACGAUAACUGCUGCAUGCUGAUCGAGGUGACCGAAGAGGAGGUGGAGAACUCUGUCAAACACAUCCCCAGUCUGGCCACUGUGAUCCUGGUGAGGACCAUGCUGAGGAAGCGCUCCUUUGGGAACCCCUUUGACUGGGGCCGCCAGAGAACCGAAGACCGAGGCACCGGUCUGUCUGCACCAGGACACGUGCUCACGAAACAAGAGAGCGGGGAGGGCAUGAGAAGUAUGGACCUGCCCUUGGUGGGCGAAGAUGAGACUCUUUCCUGAUGCGGUGUGGUUUCUCAGCGCGAGGGUGAAGGCAUGCUAGCGAAUUAUGUUGGUUGAAGCCACUAAUGUUUUUUGUGGAGGUGGACAGGACUGUUAUAGGGAUGAUGAGCACCCUGAUGAGCACCUUGAUGAGCACCCUGAUGAGCACCCUGAUGAGCACCCUGAUGAGCACCUUGAUGAGCACCCUGAUGAGACGGGACCCUUUUGGUGAAAGCUCCCUCCUGACUGUCACUCACUAACACCCAUCUGUAAUGCAUGCUCAUGUUUCUAGUCACAGGCUUCUGAUAUAAAGGUCUGUGUUUUAGCUACAUGUGUUUCUCCAGGCCUCCUCCAUUUGAAAAGGCUCUCACGUUUACUGCAGGGGUAUGGGGGACGGGAAGGGGUGUUUGUGGACGGUUGUACAUUUUCAAGGGGCGACCCCUGUCCCCCACGUAGCCCUGUCCCCCACGUAUUAGUAGAGCAAGUUAGUUGACUAUGAUUGUCUGGACCACUCACCAUCAAUGUGGACAAUUUUGUAACGAUAAACAGGAGAGGUUUAUUGAAACGAAAAAUAGAGAGAGAGAAUUUUUUUUUUUUACUUAAUUCAUGGUAUGCAUGUGAGGUUGUUUAUUUCCCAGUGCAGCCAUUGUUUACGCUACAUAAGCUGCACAAUCAUAGAAUUAGUUAUCGAUGCACAAACUAUUUAUUUUAUUGAUUCAGUCCUCACUGAAGGUUUGUUGUAAACUGUCUCCCAGUUACUACAACUGGUGAAGAGGUUUUUAAAAAAAGCUGCGUUUUCUAAUGCAUAUACUGGUUAAACGUGUGGUGGGCCAAGAGUCCAAGGGGGCCAAGAGUCCAAGGGGGCCAAGAGGCCAAGGGGGCCAAGAGUCCAAGGGGGCCAAGCGGGCCAAGGGGGAUGGGACAAUGUUGAAGCUCAAGUCAAAACUAAUGUGUUUGUGGCAUGUUUGUUUCUGUAAGCUUUUUAUAAUAGAUUGACGGGUGUGGUUUUUAAACCUCUCGUUUUCGGGACACCAAAAAUAAAUUAAAUAGUGUAUUUUGUAAACUAAUAGCAAACACCUUUUAAAACAAGUGACUAUUUCUAAUUGCACUGUCAUUGUGAAAUGAUAGGAAUUAUAUUGUCUCUUACAAAUGAAUUUCACUCCCAGGCAUAUAGUGUGGCUGCAGACCUCUUGUACAAAUCUAUGCAUGACAUAUCUGUUACGGAAGUGUUGGAGUUGGUUUGAAUUAGAUAAAGUUGUCAUCAGAUAAGGUAAGAUACAAACGUGCUAGUAGAAGUCCGACAUUGCCACUGGAGUGCAACUCUUUUUCCAUGGCGGUCGAAGGAUCUUCCUUAGUUGUCUUGUGGCAUGUUUAUUUUUUCUGUUUUCCUCUUGCCUUCUUUUUUUGUUGUUGCACGUAGUUAGACGGUGUUUGUGGUGUUUGUGGAUAGCUACAGUCACUGGACAUGCCCGUGGUUCCAUAGUAUAUCUUUGAAACAACAUUAAUUCAACAAUUAAUGCUUCCAACAUACAGAUAUUUUUCAGCACCAGCGUGUUGAAUGUAUGACGAAGGGUUUUUUUGGA
Messenger RNA from Oncorhynchus keta (chum salmon), 3909 nucleotides. RefSeq names its product calcium/calmodulin-dependent protein kinase kinase 2. The transcript is spliced from 16 exons. The record is from RefSeq and is a predicted model, not a curated record. Gene Ontology annotation, biological process: CAMKK-AMPK signaling cascade; activation of protein kinase activity; protein phosphorylation. The coding region runs from base 674 to 2347 and encodes 557 amino acids. Gene Ontology annotation, molecular function: ATP binding; protein kinase activity. NCBI's taxonomy places the organism in Eukaryota, Metazoa, Chordata, Actinopteri, Salmoniformes, Salmonidae.